GUCAAUUUGUUUUCAUUUAGUUAGCUACAGUGUGAUGGCCUGACGGGAGAGUCCUCUGGUGAAAUAGAAGGUUUCAAAUGAUUUCCAAUGUCCCAAAACAGACAAGAACAGGAAGAAACCCAGUCAGAUGAAAAAUGCCACCAAGAGCUAGAAGCAGUGGAAAAGGAGUUGGAAGACAGUGCAGACAUAACUGAUUUUAACCUGCUAGAUGGUCCUCAGACUUCAACCGCAGAACAAGCACUGAAGCCUGAGAGCUGGCUUUGGGGAUGGUUUCCCUUCCCUCUUCUCUCCGGGCUGACCUGGUUGGGAGACAGAAACAAGUCCCUUCAGGAGCCAGUUUGCUGCCAAGUGCAGAGAAAAAGAACAUCCAGUAACAUGUGCCCAGCAUGUGAGAUUAUGUUCUGCAAAAAAUGUGAGACAUUACAUUACAGCCGGGUCUUCAUUGAACAUGGGCUCCUGGGUCACAGCACAGAAGGCUUGCCAGAGGCUCCGAGUCCCACUGUGAGCACAGGUUCCAUAGACUUAGUUGAUGCUCCAGUGGAAGCAGAAGCUAGAGAGACAAAGUGGCCAUGAGAGGGAACAAUGGACAUUUCUUGAUGGCCCACCAACACCAGCCAUCUGCUUAAUUUAUUAACCUAAAAGGAUGGAAGUUUGCCCAACUUCACCAUGACUACUCAUAUGUGUAUGCAGAAAGGAUUGUUGUGAAUAAAAUCUAUUUGGCUUUGAGGCUUUCCAAAAACAUGGAGUUAUAAUAAGGUUGGAAGGAUACCAGAAAAAUCUUAAGUAUAGCAUCCUAAAGAUUAGGAUGGUUCUAAUCUUUACCUCUGCUAGCUCAGUUCAUAGAUUUUAACUAUGUUCUAGUCACUUUCAUACUUUUAUUUAUAUCAAUGUUCUCCAACUUGUUACCUCCAACUGUGUUGGUAGCCUCUCCUACUAAUAUUUCAUGUUUGGUCUAGAAACGUGUCUUUAAACCCUCAGAACUUCUUAUGAUCAUCGUAUGUAGUUUCCCAAGUUUCCUUGGAAUUAACAAAUUUGGGAUCAAUAAGAAAAACAUUUAUUUUUUUCCCAAGCUACUUGAGUUUGGGUAUUUUGUGUUUAUAGUGUGAGGGAAUCCUACCAAAGUUAUUGUCAUACAAAAAUUAGCCAAUGGUUUUAGUUGUGUCAUUUAGAAUGAAAAGUUCAUCUGGAAGUCAACCUAAAAUCCCAUUAUUGGUGGGGAAUAAAUGACUGAAAGCAAAACAGAACAUCUUUGCCAGAAACUCUGUCAGCCCAAGAAGAUAAACCAGACUUAAGAAAUUAAUGCUGUAGAGAUUUUAUUGAACAGUUAUAGUAACAGAAUCUUGCAGGCCUGAAUGUGCUUCCUCCUCCCUCACUUUAUCUUUAUGUGAACUAGGAAAGGAAGCAGUUUCUCAGGUUAUUUUAUUGGUCUGGGCUCAAGCCCCGUUUAUCUGACUGUUGCCUUAGUAGCAGCUCUUCAAGGCCAUUCCAUCUGCCCUGCACAAAUAGUGAAUGGCCUCCCUGAAAUUUGCAGGUGUGCUAAACUGCCUGGAGGAUUUCCUUUCCCUGGUCUGAUACAGUGGUUCAGUGUGUCAUCUUGGCAUAAUAUGAACCAUGCUAUUAUGUUAAUAAGGUGACCAACUUUUUUACAAUUAAAAGGACACAAAUAAAUUGAAGAAAAAAAUAUCGUAAAUAAAAGAAACAUUUUAUUCAUUGCAACAAUACAGAUAACUUGCAUGUGCAAA
Crotalus tigris (Tiger rattlesnake) is the source of this 1742-nucleotide messenger RNA. It is a transcript of the gene PGBDF, whose product is annotated as chromosome unknown C17orf50 homolog. The transcript has 4 exons. The record is from RefSeq and is a predicted model, not a curated record. The coding region runs from base 88 to 573 and encodes 161 amino acids. Gene Ontology annotation, molecular function: zinc ion binding. NCBI's taxonomy places the organism in Eukaryota, Metazoa, Chordata, Lepidosauria, Squamata, Viperidae.